UGGGCGUGAACGCGCACGCUGUGUGUACUGGGUGUUGUGGUCAGUGUUCAGAUCUGCAGUCAUGGGCGCUCUGAGCAAGAUACCACACAACUGCUACGAGAUCGGGCACACAUGGAGCCCGUCGUGUGCACAGGCUGCCGUGGAUAUAACCCGAGGGGCCCUGGAGGUGUCCUUCAAAAUAUACGCUCCUCUCUACCUGAUUGCAGCGGUUCUUAGGAGAAGGAAGAAGGACUACUAUUUAAAAAGGCUUCUCCCUGAGAUCCUGUGGUCUACCUCUUUCCUUACUGCCAAUGGAGGUCUCUACAUUGUUUUCUUCUGCAUCCUCAGGAAACUGUUGGGAGGGUUCCACUCAUGGUCUGCUGGGUUUGGCUCGGCACUGCCUGCCUCCUACAUCGCUAUCCUCUUGGAGCGCAAGAGCAGGAGAGGGCUGCUGACAAUAUACAUGACAAAUCUCGCCACUGAGACGUUGUUCCGCAUGGCCGUAACACGAGGCAUCGUCAAACCCAUCAGACAUGGCGAGGUGCUGUUGUUCUGCAUAACUGCGUCACUCUUCAUGUUCUUCUUCAGGAGUAAAGAUGGUCUCAAAGGCUUUGCAUUCUCUGCACUGAAGUUCAUCAUUGGGAAAGAAGAGAUUCCAACUCACCCUGUCACGGCAGAACUUGCUGGCACACGACCCCUUGAGAGGACAGCCGCUAUAGAGACGGAGGGUUCACAACCAUCAGCUGGAAGGCCCAGCUCCAGGAGGAAAACUCUGGUGGCCUACACCAGGGAGCUGCUAGAGUCAAUAUGCAAACAUGGUCCAAGACACAGAUGUUGUAAACAUUACCAAGACAACUGCAUUUCAUACUGUCUUAAGGGCUUCGUGAGGAUGUUCAGUGUUGGCUACCUGAUUCAGUGCUGUCUUAAAGUGCCCUCAGCGUUCAGGCAGAUGUUCUCCAAACCGUCACGACUCCCCUCUCUCUUCUACAACAAGGAGAACUUCCAGCUCGGGGCAUUUCUAGGUUCAUUCGUCAGUAUCUACAAGGGAACAAGCUGCUUGCUGCGCUGGCUGCGUAACAUUGACGAUGAACUCCAUGCACUAAUAGCAGGCUUCCUGGCUGGUAUCUCCAUGUUCUUCUACAAAAGCACAUCAAUAUCCAUGUAUCUCUUCUCUAAGCUGGUGGAGACCAUGUACUUCAAGGGCAUUGAGGCCGGCCGGUUCCCGUACUUUCCUCAUGCAGACACAGUCUUAUAUGCCAUCUCCACUGCUAUCUGUUUCCAAGCUGCUGUGAUGGAAGUGCAGAACCUCAGACCCUCGUACUGGAAGUUCCUGCUGCGUUUAACUAAGGGCAGGUUUGCUCUCAUGAACCGACACCUGUUAGAUGUGUUCGGGACUCAAGCCUCCAGGGACUUUAAAGGCUUUGUGCCCAAACUGGACCCUCUAUACACCACGAUGCUUCCACCUGGAGUCGACAUCCAACUGGGAUGACUUGGUACCAGGCUCUGGAAAGGAGCUGUGGGGUUACCUCGACAGGAAACGGACAGUUUGCCUGUUCUUUCUGAGCAACUAAAGGUCUUAUGACUGCUCAGAAGUAGUGAUGUUGUUUUAUGAGAUGGGAUUUACUUUGAAGGGUGUUAAGUCCAAGAUCUGUCCAAAUCAGGGCGUCGUGGGUAUAAGGUGUCUUUCACAAGGUCUUUUACUGAUUUGGGUUGUAUGUACACAGGUAAUUGGUAAAAUAAAUGAAAAGAAAAAGUUUGGAAUUGGAUUCACGCUGAAAUCAAAAUUGACAGGCAUGUUAAUAGUAUCUUAAGUCCUAAUGAAAGCCUUAACCUUACAAUACAAAUAAUAAUAUAAUAAUAAUAUUAAUGUUCAAGUUGUCAAUUUGUAUUUGGCAGGUUCUUCUUAGUCUGUUGAGGGUUUGUGCAGGGGCGUAGCAAAGGGGGGGACAAGGCAGGCAAUUUCCAGGGGCCCCUAACCUGAGAGGCGGAGCUCUGAGAACAGUUGACUACAUUAGUCCACAUCAAUGAUAAUUGUGUGGGUCCCUCAAAGUCCUUUGAAUCACCCCGGGGUAUGGGUGGUGGUAGUAGUGGUAAGAAAUAGUAUCAGUUCACCCAGAUCACAAAAAAAUGCAAAAUUUGUUUUACUGGAAUAUAAAAACUAUUCCACUUGCAAUGCAACAAAUUUUAUUUUUAUCCUUAAAUCGUUAUGCAUCUUCAUUUUGGUUAAGUUACCUGAAGUUUGGCAGCGUUGUUAUUUGGAUGAGCACAUGGACGUCAGGUGAAACUCACUAAUCCUUUUGCAACGAACACAGUGAUGCCUGGUUUUAUUUCAGAGUUCAGAGGACAGAAUAUAUGAAUGUGAACUUUUUCAAGACAAUGGGUGCAACUGUUCAGACAUAUAAUUAUGUAGCCUUAUCAUAUACUGUUAGACAAUGGGUGAUGUAUUUAGAUUGUGUUCUGUGAUGUGAAACAGAGAAGUGUGAAGUCGCUGUUAAACUUCAAGUUUUUAUAGUGUAACUGAUUUCUUUUCUAAUAUUUUCUAAACAGCACUUGACAGUAGUAAUUUCAAUUGGAGUGAAUAGUAACGCUCAUUAAUUUUACCAGUAAUUUCACAUUCAAGACACGAAAAUAGUAAAUGUGUCACAGUGUUCCAUACUGUGCUCAAUCAGUAUCAAACCUGAUACUUCAUAGAGGAUACAUUUGCCGAAUCACAAUGUAAUGCAUUCAAAAUUUGAAGAUCCAUGUAAAUUAAACUAAAUAUUUUGGCAAAUAUUCAGAAAAACCAAAGUUCUCUAUCCUCCACCCAAAUUUGAGAAAUUAAUUUCUUCAGUCAACCUGAACCAUCAUUUUCAUUUUAUUCCCUGAAGGUGAUUGGGUAAGAAAUAACUUCAAUAUUUAAUAUGAUCUAAUAGAAGUCAUUAACACAGAUUGAAUUACAUAUUUUUUAUCACAUGAAAAAUAAAUACAUUGUGUUGGCUGUUUGAAUUUUGACUGAUGCUUACUGGAAAUUCUGCAAAAGAUAAACUCUGUUGCUUAAAAUCAGUUGGUGCUGCAAGGUUUUAGUGUCUGAAUUAAUGUGGACAUUCAUGACAGCUUCAUUCCAGGUGUGAUUUCAUUUAAUUAGGGGGUAAAGUAGUUAGAUUGUUUUAGGAAUCUCAUAUUUCUGACAGUUUUGUGAACUGCCAGUCUGUUUACUUCAGUGUUUUGCCUUCAGUUGUUCAACCCAGCUUUAGACACAUCUGACCUCCACACCAGAAGCCAUGAUUGUGAAGAAAAUACAGUGCAACGUUCUUGUUGAGACUGAAGCAGAGGAGUGAGAUAAUAACAAUAUAUCAUAUUAAAUUAUAAUAGAACUCUACAAAUGUUUUUGAUUUAUCUAAGAAGGUGUAUAUUAAAAUAUUUUUCA
This is a messenger RNA of Paralichthys olivaceus (Japanese flounder), 3385 nucleotides long. RefSeq names its product transmembrane protein 135 (gene tmem135). Lineage: Eukaryota; Metazoa; Chordata; Actinopteri; Pleuronectiformes; Paralichthyidae. The record is from RefSeq and is a predicted model, not a curated record.